Nannospalax galili (Upper Galilee mountains blind mole rat) is the source of this 839-nucleotide messenger RNA. RefSeq names its product zinc finger protein 723-like. The record is from RefSeq and is a predicted model, not a curated record. Gene Ontology annotation, biological process: negative regulation of transcription by RNA polymerase II; regulation of immune system process; regulation of cytokine production. The transcript has a single exon. Lineage: Eukaryota; Metazoa; Chordata; Mammalia; Rodentia; Spalacidae. The annotation marks the transcript as partial.
AAUUCAUACUGGAGAGAAACCCUACAGGUGUGAAGAAUGUGGUAAGUCCUUUAACUGCGCCUCACAUCUUAGAUGUCAUAAAAGGACUCAUACUAGAGAGAAACCCUACAGAUGUGAAGAAUGUGACAAGUGCUUUACUAUGGCCUCAUACCUUAGACGUCAUAAAAGUAUUCAUACUGGAGAGAAACCCUACAAAUGUGAAGAAUGUGACAAGUAUUUUACCAAAGCCUCAAAUCUUAGAUGCCACAAAAAUAUUCAUACUGGGAAGCAACCCUACAAAUGUGAAGAAUGUGGUAAGUCCUUUCACCACGCCUCACAUCUUAGAUGUCAUAAAAGGACUCACACUGGAGAGAAACCCUAUAGAUGUGAAGAAUGUGGCAAGUUCUUUACUGCACGCUCAUCACUUGAGACUCAUUAUAGAAUUCAUACUGGAGAGAAACCCUACAGGUGUGAAGCAUGUGACAGGGCCUUUACUUCUCUGUCACAUUUAAGGUUUCAUCAGAGAAUUCAUACUGGAGAGAAACCCUACAAAUAUGAAGAAUGUGGUAAGUCCUUUAACCACGCUUCACAUCUUAUAUGUCAUAAAAGGAAUCAUACUGGAGAGAAACCCUAAAAUGUGAAGAAUGUGGUAAGUCCUUUAACUGUGCCUCACAUCUAAGAUGUCAUAAAAGGACUCAUACUGGAGAGAAACCCUACAGAUGUGAAGAAUGUGACAAGUGCUUUACCAUGGCCUCAUGCCUUAGACGUCAUUAAAGUAUUCAUACUGGAGAGAAACCCUACAGAUGUGAAGAAUUUGGCAAGUUCUUUACUACGCGCUCAUCACUUGAGACUCAUUACAG